AACGGUCUUCGCGCGACAUACUUCAAAGAACAAGCAUUGAUCAAAGAACUCAAUUGCACCCUCCCCCGGUCGCAGGUUCCGGUACAUCGCGCUCCCUCGUUGAGAGGCAUCGGGCCUGGCAGCCUGACCAUCUCCGGAUUGCCGCACCCCGUUCACCCGCCAACAUGUCCGUCAUGCUGCAGACACCUUCCCGAGCGUCUACCGCGUCCUCCUCGUCCUUCCAACCCAUAUCCCGCCAGAACACAAUGUCCUCCUACGAUGGCUCACGAUCCGCCCGUCAGUCAAAGCGGUAUUCUAUGUCGGCUUUGUAUAUGUCCAUGUCUGCCAAUGAAUCCGAUCUAGUCAUCGAAGACGACCUCGCCAAAGCACAAAAGGUUCUCCGAGAUCUCAAAUCGAAAAUAUCUUCGCAGUCAAAGAAGAACUUUGUCCUCGAAAAGGAUGUUCGCUACCUCGACUCCCGCAUUGCCCUGUUGAUCCAGAACCGCAUGGCCUUGGAGGAGCAAAAUGAAGUCGCAAGUCACCUCGAAGAUGCCGCCGAAAUGCAAGAGGGAACGUUUCCCAACGACGAGAAGACGCAGAAAUACGGAAACUUGAUGUUUCUGCUGCAGUCUGAGCCCAGGCACAUUGCCCACUUGUGUCGGCUCGUCUCAAUGUCGGAAAUCGACGCGCUCUUGCAGACCGUCAUGUUCACCAUCUACGGCAACCAGUACGAAAGUCGUGAAGAACAUCUGCUACUAACCAUGUUUCAGUCCGUCCUCACGUACCAGUUCGAUAACACACCGGAAUACUCGUCGCUGUUGCGCGCCAACACACCAGUUUCACGCAUGAUGACUACUUACACAAGGAGAGGACCCGGCCAGAGCUUCCUGAAGUCAGUCCUAGCCGACCGUAUCAACAGCUUGAUCGAACUCAAGGAUCUGGACCUGGAGAUCAACCCGCUCAAGGUCUAUGAGCGUAUGAUUGAGCAGAUCGAAGAAGACACAGGGAGUCUACCAGCGUCGUUGCCCAAGGGCAUCACGGCGGAGCAGGCGGCUGAGAAUCCUCAGGUUCAAGCCAUCAUUGAGCCGCGGCUAACGAUGCUCACGGAAAUCGCCAACGGAUUCCUGACGACCAUUAUCGAGGGGCUGGACGAGGCGCCGUACGGGAUUCGGUGGAUCUGCAAGCAGAUUCGCAGCUUGACCAAGAGAAAGUACCCCGAUGCUAAUGACCAGGUUAUCUGCACUCUGAUCGGCGGUUUCUUCUUCCUUCGCUUCAUUAACCCGGCCAUUGUCACACCCAAGUCUUACAUGCUCAUCGACGGGACGCCGGCCGAUCGCCCCAGAAGGACGCUAACGUACGUUGCGAAGAUGCUGCAGAACUUGGCCAAUAAACCGUCAUACUCGAAGGAGCCGUACAUGGCCAAGCUGCAGCCGUUCAUCCACCAGAACAAAGAUCGGGUCAACAAGUUCAUGCUGGAUUUGUGCGAGGUCCAGGACUUCUACGAGAGCCUUGAGAUGGACAACUAUGUGGCGCUCUCCAAGAAGGACCUCGAACUCUCCAUCACUUUGAACGAAAUCUAUUCCAUGCACGCCCUGAUCGAAAAGCAUUCUGUUGAGCUCUGUAAGGACGAGAACUCGCACCUUUCUAUCAUCAUGGCGGAGCUGGGUCCCGCGCCACCCCAGGUUCCGAGGAAAGAGAACAGGGUAAUCAGUUUGCCGCUGUACAGCAAGUGGGAGACAGCCAUCGACGACUUGACCGCCGCGCUAGAUAUCACUCAGGAGGAGGUAUACUUCAUGGAGGCCAAGUCGAUCUUUGUGCAAAUCCUACGGACCAUCCCGCAGAGCUCGUCCGUGGCGAAGAGGCCGUUGCGUCUCGAACGCAUCGCCGACGCAGCUGCCACCUCCAAGAACGAUGCGGUCAUGGUCCGCAAGGGUAUCAGGGCGAUGGAACUGCUGAGCCAGCUGCAGGAGCUGAAGGUCGUCGACAAGAGCGACGGGUUCAGCCUGCUUAGAGACGAGGUUGAACAGGAGCUUCAGCAUCUGGGCUCGCUCAAGGAAGGUGUUCUGGCCGAGACGCAAAAGCUAGAGGAAGUGUACAGGACGAUCCGCGACCACAACGCCUACCUCGUGGGUCAACUCGAGACGUACAAGAACUACCUCCACAACGUGCGCAGUCAGAGCGAGGGCACACGGCGGAAACAGCAGAAGCAGCAGGUCCUGGGGCCGUACAAGUUCACGCACCAGCAGCUCGAGAAGGAGGGCGUCAUCCAGAAGAGCAACGUGCCGGAUAACCGAAGGGCUAAUAUCUACUUCAACUUUACCAGCCCGCUGCCUGGGACAUUCGUCAUCUCACUACACUACAAGGGGCGUAAUCGCGGCCUGCUCGAACUGGAUCUCAAGCUCGACGAUCUCCUAGAGAUGCAAAAAGACAACCAGGAUGACCUGGACCUGGAGUACGUCCAGUUCAACGUGCCCAAGGUCCUUGCGCUGCUCAACAAGCGGUUCGCCAGGAAGAAAGGGUGGUAGGGUGCCCGUUAUCUUGUCUGGCGGUCCCAACGAUAUGACUGCGGUUUCUUGUGUCUCAGUUUCUUUCCGACGCGAUGAUUUUCCACUUCGCUUGCGAUACGCCACAGUGUAGGGGAUGGAUAAUUGGCGUUUCCGGUUUAAUGGGUAGUGGGGGACUGAAGGAAGGGAGGCUCUCCUUGCUUGGCCUGCUAUGUCUCUGCUAUUUGAUGUUUGCUGCUUGCUGUAUCGCUCCUCGUACGGUACGACCUUUGAUACCACUGUCGCCAUCUUGUAUUUUUUGUCUCCUGUCGUCUUGGUUUCUUUCCUCCGGCUGCGUCUCUGAUACAUUACGUUUCCAUACCCUUGACGAUAGCUUGGCUGCACUUCAGAUCGGCGGGAACAAGGGAGACGGGAAGCCCGAAAUGUCCGACUGCAUGGGGAUUGCUGACUCGACAUAUCCCGUCGUUACGCAAUCCCGGAACAAGUGU
Molecule: messenger RNA, 2971 nt
Organism: Chaetomium strumarium
Lineage: Eukaryota; Fungi; Ascomycota; Sordariomycetes; Sordariales; Chaetomiaceae
Product: Rho GTPase activation protein
Exons: 5
Coding region: 165-2504 (779 amino acids)
Biological process (GO): negative regulation of Ras protein signal transduction; regulation of GTPase activity
Cellular component (GO): cell cortex
Molecular function (GO): GTPase activator activity; protein binding
Source: RefSeq, a predicted model, not a curated record